AUGGGGUCUGUUGAGAGAAUCGAAACAAGACUGUUCAUCAAUGGCAAGUUCGUGGAUUCUUCAGACGGGAAGACGUUUCCCUUGAGGUCACCAACAACCAGAGAGGUGAUCGCGGAAGUACAUGAAGCCAGCGAAAAGGACACCGAUGCCGCAGUUGCUGCUGCGAAGGCGGCAUUUCCUGCAUGGUCGGCCUUGUCUCCUGACGAACGUGGAGCAUACAUGAAGAAAUUGGGAGCUUUGUUGCACCAGAGCGGCAAGGAGCUAUCUCGACUCGAGGCAAUGUCCAUGGGCCGGCCAGUGUCAACGUAUUUUGACAACCAUGCUUGUGCAGGCGCCUUUGAGCACUAUGCUGAAGCAGGAUAUGAGGCGCAAGGCGUCAGCAGCCUCAACACGCCUGGUUUCGUCAACAUGACAUUUAAGCAACCGUACGGGGUGGUCGCCGCGAUCAUCCCUUGGAACCUUCCACUGGUCUUUUUUGGAAACAAGGUAGCCCCAGCCAUUGCUGCAGGCAAUACCGUUGUCUUGAAGAGCAGUGAAAAAGCACCACUGUCGUCCGCCUACGUCGCAACUUUGAUCGAGAAAGCUGGCUUUCCACCUGGAGUCAUCAAUGUCAUCUCUGGCCAUGGCCAAACAUCGGGAGCUAUCUUAUCUUCGCACAUGGACGUGAGAGCACUCAGUUUCACUGGAUCGUGUCGGACCGGUAGAUUGAUUCAGGCGGCUGCUGCCAAGUCCAAUCUCAAGAAUGUCGUUCUCGAACUGGGUGGUAAGACGCCUGCCGUCGUGUUCGCCGAUUGCGACUUGGAGAGCGCAGUCGCCGACACACAGAACAGUAUUCAGUUCAACAGCGGUCAAGUGUGUAUGGCCAACAGUCGAAUCUAUGUUGAAGAAAGCAUUGCGCACAAAUUUGUGGAGCUUUUCAAGGCCAAGUUCGCCAACAUCUCCGCAGGUGACCCUCUGGAUCCAACAACGAACCAUGGACCCCAGGCAGAUUCUGCUCAGUGGGAUACUGUGCAGAAGUAUCUUGCGGCAGGGAAAGAUUCCGGUGAACUUGCGUUAGGUGGGACGGCAGAAAUUGGAGGUCUCUCAGGGGGAGCUUCCAAGGGUUACUUUAUCGAGCCAACUGUAUUUCUGCAGACGCCUGAAGAUGCAGCCAUCAUGAAGGAAGAGAUCUUUGGCCCGGUCGUCAACAUCAACACCUUCAAGACAGAAGAAGAAGUUAUCGCUAAAGCGAAUGACAGCGAAUUCGGCCUGUAUGCUGCAGUGUAUACUAAGGAUAUCAGCAGGGCCAUGAGGUUCGCCAAAGUCCUGGAAGCAGGCACCGUGGCCGUCAACUGCACCAGCCCGACUCUUGCCAAAGAUAUGCCGUUUGGUGGCUUCAAGAGCAGUGGUGUAGGCAGAGAAGGCCUGGGACAGAGUCUCAACAACUUCCUCGAGACCAAGACUGUGUUGAUCAAGAUUAGUUGA
Exophiala xenobiotica is the source of this 1464-nucleotide messenger RNA. RefSeq lists its product as uncharacterized. NCBI's taxonomy places the organism in Eukaryota, Fungi, Ascomycota, Eurotiomycetes, Chaetothyriales, Herpotrichiellaceae. Bases 1 to 1464 code for a protein of 487 amino acids. Gene Ontology annotation, molecular function: aldehyde dehydrogenase (NAD+) activity. The record is from RefSeq and is a predicted model, not a curated record. The transcript is spliced from 4 exons.